GGCUGUUCUUCAUUAGAUGACGCAUAUUCAUGACAUGAAAUGACAAUCUAAUUCUUGAAGCACAGAAAUAUCCUUUUACAAGUUCAAGUGACCACCACUCGCUAAGAAUGAUUCCUACCCGUUACAUCGCGUCAUUCAUAUACAUCACCCAAUUAUCUACAAACAAUUGAUACGUAUACCUACAUUCAAAAUAGCUCUUUGCCUCCUCCCCUCAUACAUAACCCCACUUAAGCAAGCAAAUCGUCUGAUCCCGGUGACCAUGUCGAGAUCAGAAGAGAUCAAAGAAAUAAACCAAUCUGGGAAACUCAUUGCUACAUAUAUUCGUUCUCAUACUACUGAUACUUCUGGGACGAAAUUUGACCGGAUCGAUGUCGAUAUACCAAAAGGUCCUUCGACAUGGGUUAUGAGCUUAGUAGGGGCAUUCAUGCCGGUAGGAUAUCCGGAUAGUGUGACGGAGGAUUAUACUGCGUAUCAAUUUUAUGAUUCUAUUCAGGCUUUUGCUAGUACGAUUGCGGGGUUGUUGGCUAGUAGGGCUGUGCUUCAAGGUCUCGGCGUAGGCGACUCCACCGCCUCAGCAACCCACGCUGUUCUCCUCUCCAUCCUCCAAGAAUCCGCAGGUCGUAUAUCCACCAUUCUCUUCGCGCACCGACUCGGCAGCGCUCUCGAACCCGAAUGCAAAAAAUAUCGUCUCAUGGCUGAUAUCUUCAACGAUGCUGCUAUGAUUCUAGAUUGCAUCUCCCCUGCUUUUCCCAAAAUUCCCCGGGUCUUUUUACUCAGUGCGAGUAGUGUGUGUAAAUCGCUUUGUGGGGUUGCGGCCGGAAGUAGCAAGGCGAGCUUGAGUGCGCAUUUUGCGAAGAUGGGAAAUCUGGCAGAGUUGAAUGCGAAAGAUGCAAGUCAGGAGACUCUCAUAUCCCUCCUAGGUAUGCUCGUUGGAACGUUUGUCGUUUCCAAGAUUUCCUCUCAAGUAGCCACGUGGAUUGCAUUGCUCGCUCUGCUUUCAAUUCAUCUCGGUACGAACUACAUGGCCGUCAGAUCGGUCACCAUGCGUACUCUGAACCGACAACGAGCAAAUUUAGUGAUUUCAUCUCUCCUCUCGAGUCCAGAACACGAGAAGAACAAGAUUUCUCUCCCUUCUCCUAGAGACAUCUCACUCCAAGAACGCAUCUUCGAACGCGACGGAGCCAUCCGCAACACCCACGGCACAAUCCUCGCCUACUGCAAAGUCGGCGUGAGUCUCCAAGACCUACUCUCGUCAAUUGCCACACCCACAACCGCAGGAAGUUACGCAGAGCCCGAAUCAAUCCUCACAUCUCUCCUAUCCAUCUACAAAACCCAGGGUUACCUAAUGUGGUACUCCCGCUCUCGCAACACAUUCCUCGUUAUUCUGAAAGAGGAAACAGCACCAAAAGUUCAAUUAGAUGCAUGGUUCCAUGCGAUUUUCGCCAUCACUUCCGGAAAUCAAAAAAUCCAGAAAUCGAAAACUAAUCACGUGGAUAACCAGAGCAUUCUAAGCUGGAUGCGCACCUCGCUCGAAGAAUCGGAGAGAUGGAGAGCGGAAACGAGCUUUUAUGCGGAACUGGAGAGGAGAGGAUGGGAUUUGGAUACGCCGGCGAUUGAGGUUAGAGCGGGAACGAGAUUGGCUGUUUCGGGUGGAGAGCAGAGGGAUGAGUAGCAUGGGGAAAGGAAGGGGUGGAGGAGAAUGGGUAUGGUAAAUCGAUAGAUCAUGUAAGAGAUGAGAGUCGCGAGUAUGGUGUGAGAGCGUUGGAUAUGAAUAUGAAUAUGAAUUUGAAUUUGAAUUUGAAUACGAAAAGUACCAAACCAUCAUAUAGACUUCAAAGUUUGAAUCCCACUCCAACCA
Messenger RNA from Botrytis cinerea B05.10, 1858 nucleotides. RefSeq lists its product as hypothetical. The coding region runs from base 260 to 1672 and encodes 470 amino acids. NCBI's taxonomy places the organism in Eukaryota, Fungi, Ascomycota, Leotiomycetes, Helotiales, Sclerotiniaceae. The transcript is spliced from 6 exons. The record is from RefSeq and is a predicted model, not a curated record.